Molecule: messenger RNA, 927 nt
Organism: Colletotrichum paranaense
Lineage: Eukaryota; Fungi; Ascomycota; Sordariomycetes; Glomerellales; Glomerellaceae
Exons: 1
Coding region: 1-927 (308 amino acids)
Biological process (GO): proteolysis
Molecular function (GO): serine-type endopeptidase activity
Source: RefSeq, a predicted model, not a curated record
AUGGUUCGCUUUGUUCCUUUUGCAGCCACAGCGGCUCUCUCAUUUGGAUCGUGCGCCUUCGCUGCUCCCACGGUGGAAGGUGCCAAACUGCCAGAUCCAUCAACCUUGAUCAAGCCCAUCGGCUUCGACCCUACCAUUGUCUCCUCGCUAAAGGAGCGCAAGGUCGCAGGAGUUGUCCCCGAGGUCAUCACGCUUAGCCUUACCGGCCAGGAUGCGAACUUCACGGACUUCCCCCCCUCAAAUCCCGGAUCUUCUCAACCCUCGAAGCGCGGUAUCAUCGGGGGUGUCGACAACCGCGUCCUCUGGACCAACAAGGACUACCCUUACCGUGCCAUGGGCAGAAUCGCACUCUCCAACGGUGCAAUCUGCAGCGGUGCCUUGAUCGGUUCCCGCCACGUUGUCACCGCGCGCCACUGCAUCCCAGAGAAUGGCGCAACCGCCCGCUUCCAGCCCGCCUACGACAACGGCGAGGCCCUCGGCGGCUACGAUGUGAUCCGCGUCUUUCGACCCGACUACGGUCAGGAAGGCUGGUGUGCCAACGCCUACGACUGGGCCAUCUUCGUCCUCGGCGAGAAGGCUGGAUCCACCAACGGCUGGCUUGGGUUGAAGACGGUGAACCCUGAUACUCAGCUCAACCGCGCCAUGUUCUUCCACUACGGAUACCCUGGCGACAAGGGCGGACAACAACCUUACCGUCAAGAGGCUAUUACAGCUUCUUCCGCGACUCUAUGUGACAGAGGUUCUCCUGUUGUGACUGAUGCCGAUGCUCAAGGUGGACAGUCUGGAGGUCCUUUCUGGAUCAAUGAGAACGGGGAUCGGUACCUCUAUGGUGUUGUUGUCGGAACCAAUGACCAGAUCACGGUUGUUGCCGGUGGCCCAUCUCUGCUUGAGGGAUACGGAAUUUUACUGAAGGACUACCCCAACUAA